AUGACCUUUCUCUACGUCGGUCUCCAGGAUUCUUACCCGAAAUGCGGUCAAGAGUGGAAUGAAGAUGAUUCCUCUGAUCUGGUGAACCGUUUUGGCAAAAGCUUGGAAAAAGUCGGGCAAUUAGAUAAGGGGCAGAUGGUGGAAGUCUUGGAGCGCGCUAAAUGGGCUGGCUUUACCCGAUGGCAUAUGCUAACUGCCCUCGAUGGGUCGUGUUUCUCGUCAACUUAUCGAAACGAUGGCCAUACCUCGUUUGGUGUCACGGUCAACUUCGAGCUCGUUCGGCGCUUUGGGGCUGAUUUGGAACAGCUUCGGAAGUUGACGAGGCCUCAGAUGUACAAAGUGGCUAUUGGACUAGAGUCUGCUGGAUUUGUGGAUGGUUUUACGGUAUUAGAACCCAUUCAGGAUAGUUUGGUAUCAUCAGAGAACUGCUUCACCGAUGCCAUUCAACCCGCUCCACGUCUACCACCUCAGCCUCCUGUCAGCCCUUGUCCGAAACCCGACGCAUCAUCGAUGUUCGCUGAUUCUCUAUCGUGGAUGGAUUAUCUGAAUUCACCGGAGAACACCGACGUUGGCCUGGCGGACUGUUCUUUCAUUACUACCGACACUCUCUCGGAAAGUGCUUCUCCCAUGGGCGAACCAAUUCUCGCCAGUAAUUCUCAUUCACACCUUGCAAUGACUUCACCCGCGAACACAUUUACACCUGGCGAUGGAACACCAUCUUAUUCGACGCCUUUUACUCCCUGUCCGAAUCCAGACGAAAGAACGCUUCUCAACUCGGAGCCAGACACCACGAUAGCGUCGCCCAAACCUGUCUUCGCGCCUGGUUUCGAUGAAGGGCUUUUAUGCUAUCCGAGGCCGCCUUCGUUUGACGUUGAAGAACUUAGUGUGAGGCAGCAACCCAUUUCCCUGGAAUCCAGACGACUCUCGGAUAUUCAAACAGAAAGCACGAAUGAGCUCAUCGGCACCCGAGGAGACCAUCUAAUCGGUCCAAUGACGCUUAAUUCCUCGGAGGAAAGCUUAAAAUGUUUACUACGUUCUUGCGAUGCUACGCUCGAUGACAAUCGAACUCAGGGCAUUCUCGACACUAGCGCCCAUUCCCUCUUCGCGAAGGAUCUCGAUCAAAUACUACGUCCGCUGUUUGACCAUUGGAAUUCCUAUAAGACACUUGAACUGACGGCGCUGGGACUUCCGGUACAAUGGAGAGGCAUAGAUGCAGCUGCGGACUACCUUCGAAUGCUUGAUUACGAGCAGAAAUCACCCUAUCUGAACCCCAUCGCAAAGCGUAUCGGGCAGGUAUUACUAUACUUCAAUUACGAGGAGCUUUGCAGACACCCAUAUAGGCACCUUUCCUGUUCCUCGUCAAAGGCCAAUGCAACUCAAGUGCUGAAUAGUAUCCUCGCUGCUUAUUGGGAUGAUCCCCGCUAUUCGAAAUCACUGCAGAGCCGGCGCGAUAGGGUAACAGGCUACCAUGUUCGCCGCGGCAGAUGGUGGUGGAGGCUUGCAGGUACUCUAGGAGUCGGCAUACUUUUGCUGGGCAAUACUUCUUUGGUUGACGUCAUGUGCAACAAGUCGUUCACUAAUCCUCAGAUUCAAGCUUUCGUCGCUUUCUCUCAGAAAACACGCCCGGGGACUGUGCGUACAUUCGAAGCGUCAGAGUCUAUAGUAAAAUCUCUUGUGUUUGGACAAGUGACGGACGAUCUUCACGAACUUCUCUUCAACAAUGAUGUCGGUCUCCUCCGGCACGAAGAACUGGUGCGCAUUCAGAAUGAGGACGAACAAGCAUUGAAAGUUCAACUUUCCCAGGAUUCCUGGGAAGCAGUGGACGCUGAAAAGUAUGCAAUGCGCAAAAUGACGAAUCUUCUCGGCUGGAAUCCCGACAACGUAGCACUAAUGUGA
Messenger RNA from Penicillium hordei, 1896 nucleotides. RefSeq lists its product as uncharacterized. The transcript has 6 exons. The record is from RefSeq and is a predicted model, not a curated record. Lineage: Eukaryota; Fungi; Ascomycota; Eurotiomycetes; Eurotiales; Aspergillaceae. Bases 1 to 1896 code for a protein of 631 amino acids.